Messenger RNA from Hyaloscypha bicolor E, 2382 nucleotides. RefSeq lists its product as uncharacterized. The transcript is spliced from 2 exons. The coding region runs from base 1 to 2382 and encodes 793 amino acids. The record is from RefSeq and is a predicted model, not a curated record. NCBI's taxonomy places the organism in Eukaryota, Fungi, Ascomycota, Leotiomycetes, Helotiales, Hyaloscyphaceae.
AUGGAUCUCACGUCACUGUUGAAUGCGAAUUCUUCUGCUGCCGGGCAGCAGAGGAAGGAGGUCUCGAGGACGCCGCCACGGAAUAGGACUCCAUGGGACGCUGGAGGUUAUUCACUACCAAUCAACACUGUCUCGAGUAUGAAUACUACUACGCCAACGACACCACCUUAUAACAUUCAUUACGAUGAUUCACAUGUCGAAACUCCAAGAUCACCACAUCAUAAAUUCUCGGACAGCAGGAGCAGUCUCUCUUCCUUCGCAUCAUCUUUACAAUCCGCAUCGCACUCGAGAUUCUCGUCUAUGUCCACGGUCUCAAGUGUAAUUCAACCCAUGAACACCAUCCUCGCUGAAAGCAUAGCUCUCGAUUCUGCAACAAAACUACAGCCUCUAAACUUGGAAAGUGCGCCAGUACCCAUAAACCACUCUCGAUCACCAAGUAGCGCCACACAACCCCGAGGCAGCAUAUCACCAACAGGUUCCCUCGACGCACUUGCGCUCGUCGCGGAAGGUCAACAGGCGAGGCAGCAACCGGAACCAUCGGCAUCGAAGGGCGGAGAGGACAAUAUGUCGGCCAGCAAGGAAGGGAAUAGCAAGGUUGCAAUAGACAAAUCGAUGUCUUCAGAAAGACCGAGCUCACCAAGCGAUGCGAUCCUCAUCAAGCGCACCACAGUUCCGAGUCUAAGACUCAAUACGCGAGAGCAGGAUUUGGCGGAACCGAGUCCGGCACAAUUUGCUCCUUUAGAAAACCACCACCAAUCCCUUAUCCAAGGCCGAACACACAAGCGAGCCCUCUCCGCACCUGACUUUACCUCUUCUAUUCACAGAUUUCCUAUCUUGGCCGACUCAUCUUCCUCUGUGGGGCCCCGCGCCGAGCCAACCCCGCCGUCAUCGCAUCACCCUGACAGCUCCUCUCCGACCAGCCCUCCUGGCUAUACUGCUCCGGACACCCCACCCAACAUGGAUGCCGGCAAUCAAGCUCAAGCUAUUGCCUGCAUGUACAUUCCCAAUUGUGACACCGGCUCGCAGUUGAGAAAGGCCAUCUCGCACAUCUUCGGUCGAAACAAGAUGUGCACUCGCCUCAUUCCGCAACACAUCUGGGUCCAUUACUGCCGCAAGCACUACCAGCGUAGCCGAUACCGUAAUCCGAAGGAGUAUGCCAAGCUGCAAUGCGACUUGGUCCAAAAGCAAAUCCGUGCUAUUCGCGAAUGGUCAGAGUCUAAUAAAAAAAAGGGUGAUGCCGGCACUGUUGUAGACUGGGGUCUGGCUGUUCGCAAGAGAGAACAGAAGCGCCUGGAUGAGAUUAAUGCUGGAGGCCGCAAGAGAACCGCAUCUGCUGCUUUUGAACUAGGUAGUGAUGAGGAGGGCGGAAGCCGAGGAAAUUCUGUUCCGGCAACUGCUGUUCCUUCUUGGCUCUUGGAUCAUUGUGGAAAGGGUUACUCGACUGACGAGAUUCUUGGCAUCUUCAGCCGCCUCCACACCGAGAUUCUCAAUGAUGAGAUGCCCUGCUUCCCUGACAUCGAGAUUCUUCCCAACAUUGUUGUUGAUCAGGACGAGGCCAAGUCGCCAAAGGGAUAUACGAAGAGAACUCCGGCUACCGGCCACAAGAGAUCUCAAUCCUUAGGUGUCAGCAGCAUGGCAUCAAGCUACUAUCCUGCUGAGUCCCGUCGCAUGAGCCAACCCGGAGUUUGGGGUCAGGAUGCCAGUCCAUAUGGCGGAUCCUCGCAGAAGAGACAACGCCCCAACGAGAUAGGUAUGGAGUCCCAAGAGCGUCUUAUCCCAUCAUUCCAGAGACCUCGCAUGUCCGAGAGACCCGUUGAGACCGGUCGACGUACCCAACAUCUUGCCCACCGCCCUGUCCAUCCGAGCAUCCAGGAGCAUGAUGAUGUCUAUGGUCCACAAAACGCCUACCAACAUCAACUGCCGGCACCCGUUGCACAACGCCACGGUAGUCAGUCAAUGGCUGCACAGCUUGAGACUAACAAUGACCACGCUUACGCUUCACGACGUGGUAUGCAUCAACGAUCGCAAUCCGACAUGAGCUUUGCUCGCCAUGAAACAUAUUCUCCAACUCCAUCUCUGGAUCCAGCAGUCCAAGACCGUAACGGACGUGUUAGCCGCAACUUCUCCCCGGCCUACCACCCCGAACAAAGCUAUCCGUCUAUGCAAUAUGCCGAUCACCAUCCGAGCCAUGUCGCUCGCCCUGCCUAUGGCCACUCUCGCCACCAAUCUACCCCUAUGGCGCAGCAAUUAUACCACGGGCAGCACUCCCAGCAUUCCCCCUCUGGCUUCGGCUACGUUCAAGGUGGCAACCCCCUCCCACCACCUGUUCCGCAAAUCACCGAGUCACCGCAGGUACAAGCCCUUUACCGCUCACGCCGUUAA